AUGGUGUUCACGCGUGGUAGGCAGUCGACUGAAGAGGCAGAUGCGACCUCGAGCACAAGACAUUGGUCACAUCUUGCCACUGACUCUCCAGUUCGUUCUCGCAAGAGACGCCGUAGCAUAUCAGACAACCAUGACUCAACCCCUUUACAGCCUAACUACCCGAAUUCAGCUUCACCAGUGGUAACUCAGAGCAUUCCGCUACAGUCAAGUCUAUCGGAUGGCAAUGCGAGCGCAAAUAAUGACGUUGGGCACCCGCAAGUCGACACAUCCAUAAACGCCGCGCGGGAAGAAGAUAAUGAUACGCAAUUGGCCUCACAAUUGGCCCAAGAACUUCUACAGAAUGGUAUGAAUGGCGUCAUGUCAGAGUAUAAUGCGUCAACAACCUCCGGGUAUCAUCCACAGUAUUAUGAUCAUCUCGCGAUGGCAGGCCCUUCAGGCUUAUUACCUGAUGCAGCAAAUAAAGAAACGAAAAUCCAGAGUCUUCCAAUGCUCGAUAAUCUGGCUGUACAAAUUUUGAACAUCAUUGCGAAGUCGUCCUAUCAAGAAGUCGUUCACAUGGCCAUGAAGAGGGAGACAGAGGCUGGCAGGAAUUACGAGACUUUGAAGGAUCUUUUCAAUCAUGCAAAGAGGGUUUACUCUGAAAGCGAGCCUUUCUUGAAUGCCCGACAAAUGGGGUUCUUUGUGGGUUCUCACAUUGAAACAAUAAGGAAAGCGAAUAUGGCAACAUUCAUUAUCAGUAUCCUCGGAAGCCAAGACGUCGGGUUUUAUCACCUCAACGAAUACUUCAUUGACACAUUUGUCGCCGAAGGACAGCAGCUCGAAAAAAAACACGCUGACCUUCUGCUGGAGCUCAAGACCCAGGCCUACAUUUCAGCCAUAUCAAAUGGCGACCGCAGCCGCGAGGAGAUCUUGUAUGACCUAUUUCCGGAGAACAUGGAAGAACGUCUUGCAUCAAGGAGACCUGGCGGAAAGAAGCUUACUCCGAAUGAGAGAGAGUUCCUCAUCCAUGCCUCCAAUCGUAGAAAAGGCCUGUUGGACGAGCCCGAUACUCCUGAAGCUGUAAAGCAAUUGCCAGAAAAAUACAUAUGGGCUAAAUUCCUGAGAGAUGUGAGCGGCUAUAUUGUCAAGACUUACAGUGCAGUCUCGCCCGACCAGGAUCAGAACGACUCCAUAUUACCCAAGCCAGCUCCUUUCGCCCCGCCAGUGUCGAGCGCGCAAAGCCAAAGCCAGCAAACGCCGCAAUCAAAUGAUGAUAUUGCCGGAAAAGCUCAGCGGGCUGCCCAAUUUGCGAUGCAGGACUAUGGAUCUGGGCAAAACCCUUCAGGAGACGAUCAAACUACACGAAAUACUUCGACGGCAGCACAAUCGAUGCCCACACAAGCUUUAGGUCCGGAGAUACAAUUUCAUUUCGAAAACAAACUGCACCCUAAUGUCCCUGGACCUCAAUUGACAUCAUACUAUAACGCGGUGACCGGCCACUAUGGUCCAAUGUAUGAUCACUGGGGCGCCCCACUGAACGAUCCGAACUACGUCCCUUAUCCCACACAAUCUGCGCCUACACAGGUCCUUUACGAACGUGCACGAAUGGUGGCCUCCGCUAAAUCACAGUCAUCAGUGCGCAAACCCGGUCAACCAAACCAACGACAUCCCUGGACCUUGGAAGAAGAGAAUACGCUGAUGGCCGGGCUCGACCGAGUAAAAGGCCCUCAUUGGAGCCAAAUCCUGGCUAUGUUUGGCCGUGGAGGCACAAUCAGUGAAAUAUUGAAAGACCGAGGCCAAGUUCAGCUCAAAGACAAGGCCCGUAAUUUGAAACUCUUCUUCUUGAAGAACAACAUCGAGGUACCUUAUUACCUGCAAUUCGUUACUGGUGAAAUGAAAACUAGAGCGCCCAGCCAAGCAGCGAAGCAAGAAGCAAAGAAGAAGGCUACUUCUGAGGAAGAUCGUGCACGAACCGAAGGUAUCUUGGCUUUGGCAGCUGGUCCCUCACGGGGUGAAUCUUCUACUUCUACUUCAACAAAGGAGCUGCCUUCUAGACCGAAUGAGGCUCUCGAGAAACCCCCGACCAAUCAUGAAAACCCCAAUGAAGGCAACCUGGAUCCUCAUAUUUCAUCACCGACCCCCAUCACCGCUGGCCGCCCCAAUUUCGCCCCCAUCCCAGACAUGAUGAGCGGCCGAAAAUCCGAACCACAACUCAGUUCACAACAUCCGAAUAAAGCCUUCCCCUCUCAACCACCGCCCACCUUUUCCGCGUCAUCACCUCACGGUAUCUCUCCCGCUGGCCAGGCACGGCCUGGCAUACCAAUGUAA
This is a messenger RNA of Bacidia gigantensis, 2307 nucleotides long. RefSeq lists its product as uncharacterized. NCBI's taxonomy places the organism in Eukaryota, Fungi, Ascomycota, Lecanoromycetes, Lecanorales, Ramalinaceae. Gene Ontology annotation, molecular function: protein homodimerization activity; double-stranded telomeric DNA binding. Gene Ontology annotation, biological process: telomere maintenance via telomere lengthening. The transcript is spliced from 3 exons. Bases 1 to 2307 code for a protein of 768 amino acids. The record is from RefSeq and is a predicted model, not a curated record.